This is a messenger RNA of Candidozyma duobushaemuli, 348 nucleotides long. RefSeq names its product thioredoxin family protein. The coding region runs from base 1 to 348 and encodes 115 amino acids. NCBI's taxonomy places the organism in Eukaryota, Fungi, Ascomycota, Pichiomycetes, Serinales, Metschnikowiaceae. The record is from RefSeq and is a predicted model, not a curated record. The transcript has a single exon.
AUGACGGUAGAGUACUUUGAAGACCGUGAGGCGUACCACAAAAUAAUAGCUCAGCUGAGUGAGGCACUCACCUUUGUGGAAUUCUCUGCAACCUGGUGUCCACCAUGCCGGGCAGUGGCUCCAUACUACGACAAGUUUUCCGAAGAGUAUCCCAAGGCCCGUUUCUACAAAAUUCAAGGCACGGACGAGGAGGACGAGGAGAAGGACAAGGUCAAUAAGGAGGCCAAUGUGUACUCAAUUCCUACAUUUGUUUCCUUCAGAAACACGAAGGAGCUCAACAGAAUCUCAACUGGAAAUGCCCACGUCCUCCAGGAAUACAUUGAGAAAAACUACAAGGCGUUUGCGUGA